Vicia faba (fava bean) is the source of this 1512-nucleotide messenger RNA. Lineage: Eukaryota; Viridiplantae; Streptophyta; Magnoliopsida; Fabales; Fabaceae. The record is from the annotation of a GenBank genome assembly.
AUGGACAAUGUAAGAAGUGUAAAAGAUGGUGGAUCACAUAGGAGGAGUGGUCGAAGUCCUACUAAAAGAUUUGAUUUUCCUCUUCAAGUCAGAUCAAGUGCAGAAUUGACAAAGAAAGUGCUACAACAUGUUAAGAAAGAAAAAAUUGACAAGUUACAUGAGAUGCUACAGGGAAACAAUAGAGAAAGGGUUCAGAAAAUUAUAGAAGUUGUGGACAAAACACCAAAAAAAGGAACUCAACAAGAAAGAGUUCAAAAGGUUGAUCACAAUUUGGACAAAGAGACUAUUGCAAAGAAAAUGGAGAUAGACAAACUCUCGCAACCAAAAGUAAUGAAAGAUCAUGCACAUGGUGACAAAGAAGUUGUACAAGAAACACCAAAGAAAAGAACUCAAGUGAAAGCUACAGCGAAUAGAGAAAGAAUUCAAAAGGUUGAUGGAAAAUUGGACAACCACAUUGCUAUGAAGAAAUCAGAGAGACCUAAGCUUUUGCAACCACAAGCUAAGGAAGUUCUUGUACAUGGAAACAAAGAAGUUUCACAAGGAAUGCUGAAAAAAAGAAUUCAUGAGAAUCUACUAGAGAACAAUAGAGAUAAAAUUCAAAAGGUGGAAAAACCAGUUGCAAGGAGAAUACUUAUUUCUUCCAAAAAUAAGAAACCAGAGAAAUCUACUCUAUCUUUGGACACAAUGAUGUCAAAAGCUGAAUGCUCUCAAAAGCUAAACAGGGUGCCAAAAUGCCCAUUAAUGUUGAUUGAUGAUUAUGUAGAUCUUCACAAGUCAAAGGAAAUGGAUGCAACCAAGUCAAACAAUGGUCAAAAACCGGGCAACAGCGUUAACCGUAGCUCUAAUCAAAAUCAAUCAAAAAAAGGAACUCGACAAGAAAGUGUUCAAAAUCGGGCAAAAGUCAACGAAGAAGAUGCAAUCACAAAUAGAGAAGAAGAAAAAGAAACAUCCCAAAGAAAAACUCGUGGGAAAACUUUGUGCAAAAAGAUUCAUGCAAGAACUUUGGAAGAGCGAGUAGAAGUGACCUUUAAUGAGGAUUUUCAGCCAAUUGGUCCUAGUGAAAAAGUAGUAUCUGACUUGAGCCUCUUCUUGGGAACAUUGGCUAGGAACUCAACAUUUUGUCCUCUACGUUACACCAAUUGGUCAGGAAUGCCAGAUGAUAAUAAAAAUUGUUUCUGGAGAUAUACUAAUCGGAAGUUUAUCUUGCCGGUUGAAGCACGAGAUUGGAUUGAGACCACUGUUAGAGAGGCAUGGAGAAGAUAUAAGCACAAAAUUAAGAAGAAUCAUUUUUUGAAGUAUUCCAACAUGACCGAGAGACUAAAAAAUCGUCCGCCAAACGUGCCAAUAGCCCAGUUUAAGAGUCUUUGUGCUUAUUGGAGUAAGGAAACUAUACAAGCAAUCAGUGAAAAUAACACUAGAAAUAGAGCUCAACUAAAGUGGAUGCAUCGAAUGGGUCCCAAAAACUUUGCUUUGACUCGUGAAAAAGUGGCAACUUUCUUUUGUUCUCAAUAA